Messenger RNA from Mercenaria mercenaria, 2669 nucleotides. RefSeq lists its product as uncharacterized. The transcript is spliced from 2 exons. The record is from RefSeq and is a predicted model, not a curated record. NCBI's taxonomy places the organism in Eukaryota, Metazoa, Mollusca, Bivalvia, Venerida, Veneridae. The coding region runs from base 12 to 1391 and encodes 459 amino acids.
UUUGAGGUAUCAUGGUUUGUUUUUCUCGAAACAGAUUAAAGCAAUUUUCGAAAAACGUUAAAAAGGCUCUUUAUAACAGCACAGGAAAUAAAAUAGUUUUACUAUCUUUACUUCAGUGCAUGUGUGCAUUUCAUUGUAUUUGGACAGACAUUAACACAAGUACAUCCGGAAAUAUGCCUAAGCGACUGGACCCAAGAGACAUCCGUUUUACACAUGAUUCAGUAGAUGAAACAUUUGAUGAUGGGAGACACUUAGAAGACACACUAAGGGAACUAAAGGACGGGACAACUGACGUAGAAACGAUACCAAGAAUAACCGUUGUAAAGAAAGACGGAAUGAUAUUUUCUCCUAAUAACAGGCGAUUAUGGGUGUUCAAAGAAUACGCAAAAUUUCUAGAAAACAAGAAUAAGGUAUUAGAGGUGCCUGUAAAAUUUGGAACCUCAGAUGGGCUAAAAUCCUGUGAUAUGACAACAACUAAUGAAGGUGAAAAUGUAGAAGUUCGGCCUAACGGAUCCGAAAAAUACGACAGAAAUAUUGAAACUGUAAGACUGUACGAUGUUCUUUACAGCACCGACAAACUUUAUCGAUUUAGUAAAUCUGGCGGCCAUUAUCAACGUUCUACAAUAGAUGAUGAACUUAAAAGGUUCUCAUCUAAUGUAAAUGAAACUAAACUGUUACCAGUCUUAAAAGUGGUGAAAAGAAAGGGUCAUUUAUAUGCUCUAGAUAACCUAGAGCUCUGGCUGUUGAAACAAUGGCAUGAAAAAAAUCCUGAAGGUCUCGCUAUUAAAGACAAAAAUCUUCCUAAAGUUGCAUCUACAGGUAACGUAAGGAAUAAUGGUUCCGGAAAUGAAAGUCAAAAUGAGCGUCCGGGUGUUACUAAAGAUACAGUGAACAAAUCAGAUACCAAUCAUCAAGAUGAAAGUCCAAGAAGCAGAAAGAGGGAAAAAAGCUUAGAAUCUGUAAUUUAUCAAAGGGAAGUCAGUGAUGCAUGUCAAAGCGUUGAAGGCAAGGCAAAUAAAUUAGAUUCAGAUAUUGAACUACAGAAACAAAUUGGAGAUAUGGAACUAGACUUGAAAGAACAGCAUGAAGAAAAAAAUGACGAAGACCUCACGAAAAGUCAUUUAGUUCCAACCGACCACUUGAAACAUAACGAUGUUCUGAAUGGUGGUGAGAAUGUACGAAUAGAAUUAAGACCAUAUAGGGAGCUGACAGAGAUCUUUACAACAAUAGAUGAAGGGCGCUCUAUACAGAUUGUAUGGGACGAACCGAAAAAGGAUAAAGGGAAGAAAUUUAAGCCUCUAACUAGACAAAAGCCGUCGCAAGAACGAAAGGAUUUGGUGAAGUAUUGUCAAAGUUACGAAAACCAGUCAAAAAGGUCAUCUAGACGCUGAACUGUAAGCAUGCAAAAUGUUAAAUGUUGAUACAAAGACGUUGUUAUGUAUUAAAAUAGAGAGGAACAUCAUGUGUCAGAAUUGGACUUCUACUACGUAUAUAAUGCAUCUGGCGCUCAGAGACUGCAGGAGAAUUUCUCAUGCUGUUUAACAAUGUCUCGUGACAUUACAUUGUAUUUAUAAAGCCUAUAUUAGGCAAACAUAAAAAUUGUAAAGAGUAUUAUAAUUGUAUUUUCUGUUCAGAUUAAUACAUGUACAUGAAAAUGUUCUUCACUGGACAAUUUAAUAUUAUACCAGUUAACAGUUGUGCAUAUUGGAUAUUUUACGUUGUAUAUAAUGAUAGCAAUGCCACAUACUCAGUAAGAUUUUAUUUUAAAUAAAGAUUUUUGCUUCACCUACACGUACUUUAUACUUAUUUUUAUAUAAUUUUCCUACUUUGAUCAAUGUAUUAAAAUGUUCCACAUCUGACAUUGUAGUGUUAUACCUGUAGAAAGUGCACAGCCGUAAGUUUUAUAUCAAUAUUGUUAUUAAGUCAAAGGGAGAAUAUUCAAUAAAAUCUAAUUCUGAAUAAAGGUUCGUUUCCAUUUCUUGAAAAUUUUAACGUUGCCAAUACUGGUUUUUGUAAAAAUGUUUGAUAAUUGUUCCUCUAUUUAGAUUAAUGCACGGAAAAUGUUUUUCUUGUUUCAUUGUAGUUUUAUACCUGUAUUCAGUAGUCAAUAGUUGUAUAUUAACUCUGGAUAUAGUGAUAGGCUGAUAGCACAUUAAAUCGAAGUAAUAUACUUAAUAACAUCUAAUUGUAAAUAAAUAUACCCUUCCUUUACUUCUUACUUUUAACGUUACUUAUACUAAAUUUUGCAAAAUAGUUUGAUAAUUGAUUUUCUAUUUAGAUUGAUGCACUGAAAAUAUUCUACUUAUGAUAUUAUAGUUUUACAUCUGAAUACAAUAGUCUAUGUUUUUGUUUUGUUUUAUGCUGUAUAUAGUGAUAGUUGAUAUUAAAUCAAAGAGAUGAUAUACUCAUAUAAAAACAAUUUAGAUAAAGAUUUGCUUCUUUAACAUAAACUUUAAACUAUCUGACACAACAAUGUAAUGUCUUUACGUUGCAAGUACUAUUUUUGCAAUUGUUUUUCUGUAUUUCUCUAUGUAUGAAAAAUGAACUUUUACUCUUGUAAUAUACAUUGUACCUUUAUGAUGUUGAGCAUAGCAGUAUGUUAACGUUGUAUAUAAUGAUACUCAUGUGUCGUAGAGAGGCAGAAAUAUAAAUGAAACAAAACCAAACAA